AUGGUCAACUACUACGAGGUGCUGGGCGUGCAGUCCACUGCCUCCCCUGAGGACAUCAAGAAGGCCUACCGCAAGCUGGCCUUGCGCUGGCACCCCGACAAGAACCCUGAUAACAAGGAGGAGGCCGAGAAGAAAUUCAAGCAGGUGUCCGAGGCCUACGAGGUCCUGUCAGACGCUAAGAAGCGCUCCAUGUAUGACCGUGCGGGCUGCGAUGGCUGGCGGGCAGGUGGCGGGGCCAGCACCCCCUACAGCAGCCCCUUCGGCAAUGGCUAUACCUUCCGCAACCCCGAGGACAUUUUCCGCGAGUUUUUUGGUGGCCUCGACCCCUUCUCCUUUGACUUCUGGGACACCCCGUUCAAUAGCGACCGUGGCAGCCGGGGCCACGGCCCGCGAGGGGCCUUUAUGGCGGGUUUUGGUGAGUUCCCGGCCUUCAUGGAAGCCUUCUCGUCCUUUGACGGCCUGGGCCGCAGCAGCGGCAGCCGAACCACCUUCUCGUCCACCUCCUUCGGGGGCUCCAGUGCCGGCAGCUCGGGCUUCAAGUCAGUGAUGUCAUCCACGGAGAUGGUCAACGGACACAAGGUCACCACCAAGCGUAUCGUGGAGAAUGGGCACGAGCGCGUGGAGGUGGAGGAGGACGGGCAGCUCAAGUCGGUGACUGUCAAUGGCAAGGAGCAGCUCAAGUGGGUGGACAGCAAGUGA
This is a messenger RNA of Castor canadensis (American beaver), 699 nucleotides long. It is a transcript of the gene Dnajb8, whose product is annotated as DnaJ heat shock protein family (Hsp40) member B8. The record is from RefSeq and is a predicted model, not a curated record. NCBI's taxonomy places the organism in Eukaryota, Metazoa, Chordata, Mammalia, Rodentia, Castoridae. Gene Ontology annotation, molecular function: Hsp70 protein binding.